AUGGGUAAUGUUUUGUCGGAUCCCUCUUCCUAUCGUCGCCUGGUUGGCCGUUUGAUAUGUCUUACUGUUACUCGCCCUGAUAUUGUUCAGGCCGUUAAUAUUCUAAGUCAAUUUAUGCACCAACCACGGCAACCCCAUCUUGAUGCUGCCCAUCGAUUACUUCGAUACUUGAAGACUACACCAGGACAGGGCUUGUUUUUUUCGGUAGACUCUGAUCUCCACCCAUGGGCUUACUACGAUUUUGAUUGGGCAAGUUGCCCCAUGACACAUCGUUCCACUACUGGAUAUUGUGUUUUGCUUGGAUCAAGCUUAGUCUCUUGGAAGACUAAGAAACAACAUACCAUAUCACGUUCUUCAGCUGAAGCAGAAUACCGUGCUAUGGCUAAUGCUACUUGUGAGCUCACAUGGCUUAUGUCUCUGUACCACGACAUUGGUCUUGAAUGCUCUCUUCCUAUUCCUUUGCACUGCGAUAGCCAGGCGGCCCUCCAUAUUGCCGCCAAUCUCAUUUUUCACGAAUGA
Molecule: messenger RNA, 519 nt
Organism: Telopea speciosissima
Lineage: Eukaryota; Viridiplantae; Streptophyta; Magnoliopsida; Proteales; Proteaceae
Exons: 1
Coding region: 1-519 (172 amino acids)
Source: RefSeq, a predicted model, not a curated record